AUGCGACCACAUUGUGACAAUAACGAAGGGAGAGGAGCUGGUGUGAGCCGCGGCGCCGGAGGUGGUGCUAUGGUGGCGCCGUUAACUCGCAGCGCCAGUAGCUGUGGAACAGCGGACUAUUCAGCUCACUGGACCGGCAGUGGCGGCGACGGCGGUAAUGGCGGUGGUAGUGGCGGAGGUGGUGGUAUGAUGGCGCCGUUAACUCGCAGCGCCAGUAGCUGUGGGACAGCGGACUAUUCGGUUCACUGGGCCGGCAGUGGCGGUGUUGGCGGCUUUGGCGGCGGUGACGGCGGCUUUGGCGGCGGUAAUGGCGGCGGUAGUGGCGGAGGUGGUAAUAUGAUGGCGUCGAUAACCCGCAGUGUCAGUAGCACUGGAACAGCGGACUAUUCGAUUCACUGGACCGGUAAUGGCGGCGACAGCGGCUUCCACGGCGGCUUUCGCGGCGGUAAUGGCGGCGGUAGUGGCGGCGAGGGUGGCGGCGGCGUAACUAACGGCGUGUGGCGCGUCAACAGCUGCGGUAGUGAAGGUUUCGGCCGCGCGUUUGGCGGCGGGAGCGGCGGCGGAGGCGGGGUUGUUCCUUGGAGCCGCGGCGAAUCGUAUCGGCCGCCCUGUGUCGAUCCGAACCUGGGUUAUGCAUUUCCGGAGCGCGCAGCAGGCUCACACAUGGGGGUUGCCGCGGCUUCAGAUUUCGGUACGACUAGUCGCCCGAAGAACCAGCCGCAGAGGCUGAGCAGCCUGCCUCGAGCUGAGUCGCAUAUGAUGGCGGUUACCACGGCUGUUGUAGAUUCCUUCGCGACUGUUCGCCCAGCGAGCCAGCCGCUAAGAAUGAACAGCCUGCCUCGAGCUGAGUCGCAUAUGAUGGCGGUAAACACGGCUGCUGCAGAUUCCGGUGGGGGUAGUCGCCCGGAGAGCCAGCCGGCUAGAAUGAACAGCCUGCCUCGAGCACGUGGGGUGCGCUUGCCCCGUGACGAGACGGACCGUGCUGGUUAUAACGAGUGGGGAGCAAUGGAACGGAGGGAUGAAGUGGGGAGAGGGGUGAAUAGCUUACCGGUGCGGUUGGGAAGUAUGGAAAGGAGAGACGAGGAGGGGAGAGGGGUGACUAGUCUGCCGGCGGAGUGGGGAGCAUUGGAGCAGCGGUGGAAUGCGGUGGGAGAGGCGGGAGGGUUGGGAGGGGCGGGAGGGGUGCCGGCGCGAGUCACUCGCAGCCGGACGGAGGAGAGGAGGGGGGUCGUCAUGUUACCAGUGGAAUGUGGGGCAAUGGAACAGCGGUGGGAUGCGGUGGAGAGGUUGGGAGGUGUUCCAGCGCGAGUCACUCGCAGCAGGACGGAGGGCGGGGGUGGUGGUGAUGGUGAGAGGAGCUACAGUGAAAUCAGCUGCCUUGGGAUUGGCAGUGGCAGCCCAGGGGUUAUCACACGCAGUGGCAGCCCAGGGGUUAUCACUCGCAGCCGGACCGAAGGCGGGGAGGGUUGUCACUUAUCAGACCCCCCCACCCUCCCCCGCGUUCCCUCUUGCGCCCUUCCCCGCGCUUCCCCCUGCGCACUUCCCCGGACGUCCCCUUCUUCCCCCAAAGUCCCCUCCCCCUCCCCGGAGUCCGCCCCCCUGAACCUCCCCUGCUCACGCUCCCUCCAAGCCUCCAGCGUGACCAAGCCUCGGACGUCCCCCCUGGUUCGGUCGCUAGGCUCGGGAACUUUUGCCAACGGUUACUCGUUUAGUUUGUGGCAGGAAGGGCAGGAGGCGGAGGCGGAGGCGGAGGAGGAGCAGGAGGAGGGGAAGCGGAAUGAAGAGGGGGGUUUGAGUCGGGUCAAAGAAGACCCCCAUUCUACUUUUGAGGCGCCUCAAAAGCAGCAGUCAGAGAACUUACCAACGCGUCCGCCCAUCCGUUCUUCUCCCAGGAUUCAACCAUUGGACAUCCCGUCCUCCUUUCCAGAAGGCUCCCAGGCUCAGAACAACCCGCUGCUGCGUUCCCCAGGUUUGGAGGCUGGCCGAGGGGGAGAGACGGCCAUGCAAGGCUUGGAAAAUCGUUCGACAAUUGGGGACGGAGAAAGGAUGGAGGGGAAGGCGGGUCAGGAUGGACAGGGGGGACAGGGAGCAGAGGUAAAGUUCGGUGCAGAGCGGCAGAACUUGGGUGCAGCGGAAAAGCAGAGCCAAGGGGUGCGGAACACGCAACCAGGAGCAGCACUGCGGUUAAGGCUGGGGACCCAAGGGGGCCAGGCGGGGCAGGGGGGUGAGGCGGGACAGGGGGGUGAGGCGGGACAGGGGGGUGAGGCGGGACAGGGGGGUGAGGCGGGACAGGGGGGUGAGGCGGGACAGGGGGGUGAGGCGGGACAGGGGGGUGAGGCGGGACAGGGGGACGAGGCGGGACAGGGGGACGAGGCGGGACAGGGGGACGAGGCAGGACAGGAAGCAGCUGUAGAGGUGAGCGGGGAAGGACAGGAGGAGUUUGAUUUCCAAAGCUCACUGGACGAUGGUUGUUUCAGUGCCACAUUCAAACAGCCGGAUAGAGAACUUGCACAAGCACCUGAUGGGACUCCAGGCUCAAGGGCUUGA
Closterium sp. NIES-65 is the source of this 2547-nucleotide messenger RNA. NCBI's taxonomy places the organism in Eukaryota, Viridiplantae, Streptophyta, Zygnematophyceae, Desmidiales, Closteriaceae. The record is from the annotation of a GenBank genome assembly.